Molecule: messenger RNA, 1337 nt
Organism: Neltuma alba
Lineage: Eukaryota; Viridiplantae; Streptophyta; Magnoliopsida; Fabales; Fabaceae
Product: transcription repressor OFP1-like
Exons: 1
Coding region: 33-1217 (394 amino acids)
Biological process (GO): negative regulation of DNA-templated transcription
Molecular function (GO): DNA binding
Source: RefSeq, a predicted model, not a curated record
AAGUUUCAGAGAACUUACAGAUUGUCUGAGAAAUGGGUAAUCACAGGUUCAAAUUUUCUGAUAUGAUACCAAAUGCUUGGUUUUACAAGCUCAAAGACAUGAGCAGAUCAAGGAAGAAAAACAAGGCAAAUUCAGUGAUAUCUCAGAGAUCGCAGCCAAGGUGUUCAAAUUAUUUUCCCAGUGAAAUGAGUAGACCUGGUAAGUUGUUGUAUAAUUCUCCCAUUUUCAGUACCAGAGCUUCUGAGAUUCCUUUCAUUGAUUCGCCAAGAAGGUCUUCCAGGAGAAGAGCUAGGAGAAGAACAGUUUAUUACAAGCCUUCUUCUCCCACACUUGUUUCUUCCUGUGUGUCUGCAACUUCUAGCUGCCAUUCCAUUAAUAAUUGGGCUCAACCCAAUCAAACUCAGUCUCCUGAUUACUAUAUCUCCUCUGUUGAGAGUUCUUCUGAAUCAGACAUUCGUGAGGAUAUUGUUUCAUCUGAAUCUGAGUGUGAUGAUGAUAGUCUUUCUGCUGCUGCUGCUAUUCCUGCUCCUGAUAAGUUCAAUGGGUUACCCUCAAAUUGCAGUUGUAGGGUUAGUUCUUCUACCAAUGAUAUCAUCAUUGACAUGAACAAUGAAGUACCUUUUCAAGGGAAUUCUGAGAAGCUUGAUGGGUUUGAAACAAUUUCAGAGUUGGACCUUCCUCCGAUAUUGACAAAGCCUUUAAAGUUUGAUGAUGAAGAUGAUGAUGAGAAGGUCAUUAAGGCCACCACUGAAUUAAGAAGUUCAUCCAAGUCAGAUAAGCCGAAAGAUCACCAGUCACAAUCUGUCAAAAAUGGCGAGAAAGAGAGCAUUAGAACUCAGAGAGAUCGAAGAUCAAGUCAUAAUGCUCGAAAAUCGUCUGUUAAUUCUUCUACAGGAAUAAGACUCAGAGUCAAUUCUCCAAAGCUAGCAAGCAGAAAAGUCCAAGCUUCUGCAACAAGAAGGGGUGUGUCAAGCAACAGAAGUUCAAGAAAUGCAGGAUUUCCAGAGGGUUUUGCAGUAGUAAAGUCAUCAUUUGAUCCACAGAGAGACUUCAGGGAUUCAAUGUUGGAGAUGAUUAUGGAGAAUAACAUAAGGGCAUCAAAGGAUUUAGAAGAUUUACUUGCAUGCUAUCUUUCACUGAAUUCAAGUGAAUACCACGAGCUCAUUGUCAAAGCAUUUGAGCAAAUCUGGUUUGACAUGGCUCAACUGAAAUUGUAAAGAUCUUUCUUAGCUUAAGAUUCUUUGGAUAAUUAUCUUUCAGGUUUCAAUGUAUAUGUCUUGUAAGUACUAAGUACCACUUCUCUCUGGAUCAACUAAGAUUCAUGACUCAAUUCACUA